Heterotrigona itama is the source of this 1992-nucleotide messenger RNA. NCBI's taxonomy places the organism in Eukaryota, Metazoa, Arthropoda, Insecta, Hymenoptera, Apidae. The record is from the annotation of a GenBank genome assembly.
AGUCGUUCGCGAAGCCUUCCAGGCGACGGGUACUAUACCGAUCGGCUGAUAGGUUUCAGUGUCUAUUCGUCUAUUUCUUUUUCUUCCCUACCCCUAUCUGUCAAAAAGAAUCAUUAAAAAUCAACGAGAGAAACGGUGCGCCUCGGAAGCGCUGCCGCAAGCGCACGGUGCCGAAUUUCAUCACGGUGAUUGACUUCGCUGCCGGUUCUUCUCCACACGGUCAAUAAUGAGGGACAUGGCGGGCAAGAUCGCCGAGUUGAAGUUCGAGGCACCCCUCGCACGUUUCGAGGAAGAAGACACGGCCAGCUUGAAGAACAUGAAUUUACUGACAGAGCAAUUGCUGGACACGAGUUUAAACACGAGUUAUGGAGAGAAUUGUAACGCGAACGAGCCAGCGGCUACGCACGAGAAUGGUACUGAUAUUCUCCAGGAGGGGACAUUCAGCCCUUUCAGCGGCAGUCUUGAGGACCUCGUUAACACCUUCGACGAGAAGAUAACAUCCUGCUUUCGCGAUUAUGGCACGAACGUCGAAUCGCUGGCACCCGUGCAAGUACGGACGCAGGAAGAAAUUAUGAAUGAGUGCCAAAUGUGGUGGACGAUUACCGGUACGUUCGGUAACAUAUUACCAAUCGAUUGGAGUAAAUCGUAUGCUAGAAAAAUGCAUAUGCCCGCGCUUAAUUUGAACGAGGCACCUGUACCACACGAAAGACCUGAACUAGAGGAUUUAAGUAGCGAAGAUGAGGCUGUCGCAACUGAUUUGGACAUGCAUGCUUUGAUAUUAUCCAGCAGCACCGAUACUCACAGCCCAGAGGAACCGUUGAAGACUGCGGAAGAAGUGCUCCGUGAAAUAGAUGACAUAAUGCAGGAAAGUCCAUCGAUGGAAAGAUCUCCGGAUUCCGAUGGGUCUUUAUUAGACAGCGACGAAGCGUUGGAGAGGAGCAGAGAAGUUUUAGGAUCGCCGCUGCACGAGAAAAAGCUGAAACAACUUACCUCCAGCCAACUCACUGAGCUACUCGGGGAAAUGGAAUCCUUGGUGGCAGCUCUGAGCGAAACUCUCAUCGCAGAACUUGCAUUGCGCGACGAGCUGGAAUAUGAAAAAGAAUUAAAGAAUCAAUUUAUCUCAUUGUUAUUAGCAGUACAAAAUCGACGAAGACAGCAUCAUGUCACAAAAAAGAGAAAUCAAAUGCAAAAUGGUACUAGUCCUUUACCACAACAUAGAUCGCUUCAAGAAUCUAAGUAUUGUGUCCUACUUAGUGAGCAUACCAUAAAUUCCUUUAUGGUAAUCGAUAAAAAUCGGAAAGAAAGAUAUUAAUUAUUAAAGAAUACAAUUUACUCUCUUCUUGCCAGUACGCUUUCAACCGCUGUUGUGCCGCAUAUUCUUGCGUUAAGGCAGGUGAUUUCGCUUCUAAAUUGUGUCUCGAACUAUACUCUGUAUCGAUUGUAGAUUUAUAGAGUCCGUGACACUCACAUCUAGUCUUACUUUAUAUAUUACCACAUGUAUAUUAUUUUACAUAAGAUACAUUUUUAAUAAUCUAUAUAUGCGCUCUAUAAAAUACCUCUUAAUCGUGUGCGACUUAUAAAAUCUUCAUUUUUGUAUAUGUCAUCAUAAAUUUCGUGACAAUUCAGUUUUUUGUAAUUUUUUGUACAUAAAGAUCUUAUUGAAAUGUGUGAGCAAAUUUUACUACAUUACCGAAAAUAUUUAUAUUUAUGUAGAAAAGUAUAUCUAUUAACUUAGAUUACAACAUAUGAAAUUAUGAACUUAGUGUAUAUUGUUGUAAUGCCCAUGUACCUAGAAUUAUCUAGUAACGUAUCGCGCAAAAAUAAAAACAUCUUGUUGCUGUAGAACAACUUUACAAAUGUAUACUUAAAAUCUGUUUAGUAAUUACAUGCAAAAGAUGCUAUUAAACACUUCGUGUACAGCAACACAGUUGUUUUGCACAUAUUAAAAAUAUUAUGUUUGUUGAGAUAAAGAAAUAAAUUAAACAACCUUAC